This is a messenger RNA of Arabis nemorensis, 369 nucleotides long. The record is from the annotation of a GenBank genome assembly. NCBI's taxonomy places the organism in Eukaryota, Viridiplantae, Streptophyta, Magnoliopsida, Brassicales, Brassicaceae.
AUGUUUUCGUUGAGAAUAGCAACUGUUGAAGUUAAAAGUGGCGCUUCACUUCGGGUGGAUCCUGUUGAGGGCAAGAGUGUGCACAUCUCACAGGCUACUCUGGGUAAGAGUGACACCAAUGAAAACGUGUCAGUCCAGCUUUACAUGAAAGCUGGAGAUCAUAAGAUUGGCAUCGGGACUCUACCCAAUGGGAAGAUUCCUCAGCUGAGCAUGCAGAUCUUGUUGGAUAAGGGUUUUGAGCUGUCUCACAGCUGGAAGAAUGGGAGCGUUCACUUCAGCGGCUACGUAAUUGGUCCAACUGAACCAUAUCCUUUUAACUGUUUAAACAUACCUUGUUAUCGCUUAAGUAACCCCUACAAGCUUGUUUGA